Molecule: messenger RNA, 2086 nt
Organism: Pocillopora meandrina
Lineage: Eukaryota; Metazoa; Cnidaria; Anthozoa; Scleractinia; Pocilloporidae
Source: the annotation of a GenBank genome assembly
GGCCCAGGUGUCCCUAUACAGCCUCUAGUGAACCAACCUAGGGUAGGGUGGAUCGACAAAACCUACUUGAAAACUGCGCUAGGCAUCAUGAGAGAUUUGGAGUUUGUAAGUAGUUGAAGGAUAUGGAGGGGUUUUAUUUUAACGAAUGAUAUCGGAUUGACAGGGGUUUUGAUUUAAAACUUUGCUCGAUCCAAGUAGUAUCAUAUUUGGAUUUCCAUGUGUAGAUGCUUUUUCUUCUACCCUCUUUCUAAGUUAGAAUUCAUUAAGAAGCCUCGUUGGAACACCACUUGUGGUGCUCUCUUGCUCUUUUACGGCUUUGUACCAACAACCAAAGAGUGAUGGUCAUAUUCAUUGUUCAUGAGUGUACCUUAUCCUCUUACACAGUUCUUAUUGUUCGCCUGGCCAUGUGGUGUUGUUUACUCAAACCGUACUUUCGGUUUGGAUGGUCGAGCAACGUUCUUCGCAGGAGUCUCUACAUUUUGUUGGGUAAUGGUGAUAGUCCUCCAAAUUGUGUUAAUGCUUGGCAUCCACAAAGACCAGCGAUACUUGAGGACACCAUCAUAUUCCACACUGAUAGUGAGUAUUGCAGCUAAUUCAUUCUGAUAAUUCAUGAAUGUGAUACGAAUACAAGGCCGUUUUCAAGAUGCCCAAAGACUCUCGCUGAAAUCGAGUAAGUGUUCGUGUGAGGCCUCUGAAAGGUGCUGAAACAAAAAGCAUCCUCAUUCUUGUGCUUCCGAUACAAACCAUUUUCACACGAAAGAUUUUGCGCUCUUGACUUUUACAACUCAGAGUAAUAUUUUAGGUCACUGGUCGGGUAAAGGGACAACUAGCACCAUCUAUAAAUAUUCGCCAGAAAAUGGCCAUCAAGUGAGUGAGGAUAAAAUCAUAGCAGCUUAGAACUUUGAAGGAAUGUUUGACCAACUAAGUAAUUAACUUAAAAGGUUCUUGUAUAUUAAACUACAGAUUAUUAACAGGAAUUAAAGAACUGUGGAAGGCUGCACACUUGACUAUCUCAGUUGCACAAAAUACAGCCAGUCACUCGGCAGAUAUAUUGCCUUGUACUCAAGAUGUCUGACUCUCUCUCAGGCUUCUCCCCUUUAGAAACGAGAUUGUAAGGCUGUAAUUUUGACGUUUAGGCGGAAAACUACACGUUGUUGCUUUUUUAUUGUUGUUAUUGGCGAUAGAAUGUUUAAAACUAAUCUUUUUCUGCUCUAACAAGUCAAAAACACCUGUUCUUUUCUCGUAGGUUUCAGCUGUACUUGUCCUCAUGGCCAUACUUCUUAUCGCUAGCACUACAAGCCUGAUUAUGGCCGGUGUCGACUUGUAUAAUGCUGACGUGAUAUAUACGGUGAAGGCAGACCUGGUGACGACUUAGCAAUGCAUUGCUAAUUAUCGCCUUGGUACGUUAUUUUACCAUUUUCCCGAAAUCUAAAUAUUGUCUUGGUGAGCAGAAUGAACAAAUCAUGCAGAGUGUCCUGUUUACUGACGAAUGACGAAUGGAAGCAUGAGCGAAUGCUAGGGAUGGGUCUCGGGAUCCAACCCACACCCAUCCUCCCGAGCCAUUAGACAUGUUAAUUUUUUUAACUACCUGACAAACACUGGCAAUUAUUAUACUCUCUUAGCGUCGACUGAUCCCUCCUCUGCUCCCUCUUGACACUUUAACUCCCAUAAGUGACCAAGACAGAUUUCUCCUUACAAUAUCAAUACAACAUCGAGCAGACAAGUGAUGGAAAUAUAGAAAAUUCAAUUAGGGAACUAUUAGUUGAUCCAAUACCAAAUUCUCCAAACUAACAUCACAAGAACUUUAUGGCAGACAGUAAGGAGAAUAACUAAUGAGAUCUUGGGAGCUAAAGGAUUAAAUACAGAUGAUCUUCCCCAAGCUCCUCCGACCAUGCUAUGAAAACUGGAAUAUGCUCUCGCAAUAUUAUUUGGCCAAUAAUUUUUAAAGAUUGAAUAUACGAAAAAACUUACAAACACAUAACAAGCGGGUAAACUAAAGCUGGCUUAAUUGACAAAAAAUAUCUUUCAUGAAGUUUCUCCCUUCAUUUUACAGUUAUGUGGUUCGUUGACCUGUUUGAGUUUCCUG